This is a messenger RNA of Caenorhabditis auriculariae, 5738 nucleotides long. NCBI's taxonomy places the organism in Eukaryota, Metazoa, Nematoda, Chromadorea, Rhabditida, Rhabditidae. The record is from the annotation of a GenBank genome assembly.
AUGUUUUCUACUCCAAACUCUGGAAGGACAUCAACUCUGGAUAGAAGCGAAUUAGGAGCUAAUGGAGUACCAAGGUUAGAAAUUUUCAAAUAUAAGUUUAAAAAUUAAAAAAACUAUUUUGAGAAUUCCGGGAACUACACAAGAGCAAUCCACUCCGUCUUUCUUAUUUGGCCCAAAGCGACGUUCAACAAUUGUAGGAAACUCGAAUUGUUAGUUCACGAUGUCGUUAAUUCACAUCUUCUUAAUCUAUAAUUAAGAUGCUAACAGCCCGUUCAGUCCAAGCGCUCCGGCAUCUGACAUUUUCGCCUCUCCAGCUCCCUCAGCCAUUCCAAGUCAUUUGAAAGGUUUUUUUUUAAUAAAAAUGUCAUUUUCAAGUUUACAGUUUCAUUCCAGAUUCCAGCGCUCCUAAUAACAUGAACAAGUCGGUCCACUGGUCUCCGGCUUUGGUUCAGCAACACGAUGACCGAAACUUCAAUGCAACUGGAACCGUUGGAACUCCGACCGGCGGUCUUUCAUCCAAGGCGAACAUGUUCGCCAGCCCUAUAAUCAACGGUUCGAUUUUUUUUUUUUGAUUUCAAAAGGAACUCUGUAGCUCCACCGUUACGAUCACAUCGAGAUGAACUGGAACCAGUGAAAAAAGCCCCGCGACGUUCUAUAGCCACUCCUUACCGGAUGAAUACGCCGGCAAGUGCCACCGUCCACGAAACUCCUGAGGCUUUCGAAGGUGCUGACGACUCCGCCGCGACUUGGGUCACUUUGUUUGGCUUUUCCUCCCAGCAACUUUCCGCCGUCCUGCGGUUAUUCUCACGGCACGGAGAAAUCGUCAAUCAUCAGGUUUUUGUUGUUGUUGUUGUUGUAACUUUUCAGGUCAGAUUGGAGACCGAAAGACCAAUAAUUAUGUUUGAAGCUCAUUUUUGUUUUAUAUGUAAUAUGAUUCGCUACAUUGGAAUAGUCCGACGUUACCAACAUGUUUGAUUUUCAGCGUGAAAGUAUAACGAUUCGACCCGUCUCAUUGAGAUACGUACAAAUGUCAUAAAAAUUAUUUGGCGUUAGUAAGAAGAAAUAACUUUAUGAUGUGCAAAAAAACUAGAAAAAAACUCCAAAAAAAUUUCAAAAAAAUUUUCGCUGCAUUUUUCGACGCUGAUUCUAUUCAACUAUCGCUACUACGACAUAAGAAGAAAAAAUUUUUUUUAAAUAGGAAAAAAAUUGAAAAUUAUUCGAAAAAACAAUGCAAAAAAGGAAAAAAAAAUGAGAAAUCAAAGUAAAAAUAACCGACCGCGUUGAAGCCCGCGCGUACGCACAGUAUGCUGCUUUAAUAUUUUUUCUUUCUAUUUUUUUUGGGAAAUACAUUUUACAGUUUUUUUCGCUACGCGUAUCAAGUUUGCAAAUCGUUUAGAGCUGUCUGAUAGUGUUUUUAGUGUCCACGUUUUGAAACUACAUGCUUUUUUAUUUGACGAUUUUUUCAAGUUUUAAAAAUACUGCUUUUUAUUCUCCGACGACUUCAAAUGUUUCGCGGCGUUUUGAAACGGGAAAUUGGUAAUAUUUAUAAUAUGGAGAUUCUAUUUUUGAAUUAAAAAUUUUGAAGUUUGGGGCUGUGACUCGUUUCAAAAUCACAAGUCUCUCGAAUGAAAGGUUCAACGUUUGAAAAGGCUCGCCUUUCAGAAUAGAUUCAGUGCAACUGUGAAAGUAGUUUCGAUUUUCUUCAGACUCCACCCAAAGGCAACUGGAUGCACGUGCGCUACUCCUGCGUGGCUCAUGCCCAGCAAGCUCUUGCUCGCAACGGAGCUCCACUCGAUUCUGCUACUUACAUUGGAGCUAUUCCCUGUACAGACAAAGUUUUUCAUGUCAGGAAGACCGAAUAAUGUCGUUCCUUGUAGGAGGUGCUGUCCGGUAAAGCUCAAGGAAUCGUCGCACGGACCCCGGUGGCGACCAACCGCUCUUUACUCAACGAAACGAUUCCGGAACAGCAUGAUGAGGUCGUUUUUUUUCGUUUUCGAAGUGUAAUUUUCGAUUUUCAGUUCAUACCAGCUGUAACACCGGUCCGGAAUAUUUCACCUAAUGAAAACAUUGACAGAAGCGCUCUCAAUACUUCUGUUUUUGACCCCAACGCUUCUUUGAAGUUGGCGAAUUUCACAAGCUUUUCGAAAGAAGCAGUUUUUCAGCGCUUCUCGGAUGUCAGUGCGGUCUGGUGUCGGAAUGCGUUCUCUUUGUGCUGAGCAAAAGUUAAAUGUAUCCCAAUGUUUAUGUAUGAUUUUGAAUAUUUUGCUUUCAGGCGACUCCCCAACAAUCCGGCAUCUUAGACAAACUUUGGAACACAAUGGGUUUUAACGGGGGAAAUCAGUAAAAUCAUUAUUUUACCAACUAAUCCUUCUCAAAAACUUUGAAUGGUUCAAUCGUUUUUUGAUUCGUUUGAAAUCCCAAACUUAUUUGCCUAUUUGAUAUAGUGCACACUGGUUGAGUGUUGUUUUUCUUGGCUAUUCUUGUUUUUUUUUUCGAAUGAAUUAAACCUUGUCUCAUGUCGAAGUUUCAGUUAAUUUGAUAUUCCGGUAAACCUGUCCGAUGGUUGUUUUUUAUUCGCAAAAGAACAUGAAAGAUAAUUUUCGUAAGCGUGAGAAACCACUUUUUAGUUUUAGGAACGCGAUUUUGAAAGUUUUUCAUAUAAGCUAGCAGAAGUUCACGUUUGUGCCGAUCUUUUCUUGCUGCUUUGGAGUCGGAAUGACAAAUUCUAAGGAAUAUCUUCUAGAGGAUCCCUUUGCUGUCGCCUUGUCCAAAGAGCAGGUUUGGUCAUGUUUUAGCGCUUUUUAGUUCACGUUUUUUUCAAAUCUCGUUAAUUGAUGCGAUGCCUGAAAAUUUCAGGAGUUUCGACACUCCUUGAUGAAAAGAAAUUUUGCAUUUUAUAUCAUAAAAUAAAAGUUCAGUGUAUCUUCUGCGGACUGAUUUGUCAAAACACCGAAUAACGUGGGAAAGUUCAGUUAUUUUCGGAUGGUGUUCAAUGGUAAACAUUUACUCGAGACUAAAAAUGUGCUCGUUCUUUUGUUGAAACCAGUAAUAAGUACCUUUGAAACGGAGCUCCAAGGAAAUUUACAUCUGUAUUAAGCUGUUGCAAUAUUGCUCGCGGUGCCUACACAGAGAUCGUCCCCUCUCGGUCUGCGGAGAUUGUCGCGCGGUCGCUUACUGUUCGAAGCCAUGCCAAUUGGAGGACGCCCUGCAGCACAGCAACGAGUGCGACUCCAUUCAAGUUAAUCCCGCCUACUCCUUGAGCUCUUUUCAACUUUCGCUUAAGAAAGCUGGGUAUGUGGCCAAUGACUCUGUCCGAUUAUUGAUGCGGAUCUACGACUUGUGGAAGGCUGGGCAGAUCGGAAAAGUGAAAGUCGAAGGAGGUUUCUUUCUGAACGGACAACCGAGAGAACGGAAGAGUUGAGAAACUCGCUCUCUGGAAACGCUUCCACUUCAUGAUGGAGAGUUCGAGGCAGAAGCUCAGGAGUUUCUUCUUUCCGAGUACCUUCCUUUUGGCAGGCAGACGCAGCCUGACCAAGUUCAAAUCAAAAAGUGCGUUCCCUCUUUUUUUUCUAUUUUUUUUGCUCACAUAACUAUUGGUAUAUGACUUUUUUCGAAUUGACAUGGUAGUCUUUAAUUUGGAGACGUUCAGGAUUUACAAGAUGUUGAUGACGAACAGUGUGACGGUGAGCAAUCAACUGGGAACUUCCAUCGGAAUCGCUCUCUGUAUCGCUCUUUCCAAAGCCGACCACUCGUGCAAACCCAACACUCGCGUCGCUUUCCAGUACUUGAGCUUUUUUGCUUGAAAAUAACUUUUCCUGUUCAGUUGCCGGUCGGCCAUGUUGGUGCCGACGGAUCGCAUGCCUACGGCCCUUUCUGAAGCCACUCACUCGUAUAUCGACGAGCUGCAGCCGGUUAGUGUCCGUCGCAAGUUUCUCAAGGUGGGUUAUAACAGUUCUCUUCACAGAAAGGCUUAUUAUAUAUCAAAUCAAUUGAUGGGAAAAAUCUCUCCAUUUUGGAUUAAAACUUUCAGUAUUGUAUUAAGAAAGAAGAAAAUGGAAGAAAAGAUAUAAGGGAGCCCGGUUGAAGUGUUUUUUUUUUCUUUUUUUUCAUCCAUUCAGUGUUAGAGUCGUAGUGAAAAAAAUUAGAAUCCAUUUGAUAAACGGAGAGUGUUUUCGAAAGAAGAAGUUACUAACAUUCAAGGUGAAAACUGAUUUUUCGACCUCAGUAUUCAUAGACUCUUUCUGAAUGAUUAUGCAUAGAAACCGGUUCCUUGUUCCAGGAAAGGUACCACUUUGACUGCGAGUGCGAGGGCUGCGUCGACGUGGAAAGAAACCAUCUUCAGGAGGCUUGGCGGUGUGGAAUUUGCGUCGACGGCUACAUGUGGAACACGCGCGACAGCAAAUGUUCACUGUCAGUUUACUGUUUCCAGUCACUCUUGGUUCCGAAACGGAAAUUCUGUAUAGGUAUAUUUCAUCUUUCUCGGCUAGAGAGCCGUUUUUGUGAGCUCUCAACGCCAUUAAAAUUAACGAAAACGUAGUUCUUUCGUAGAAUUUGUUUUCAUCCAUUCAAAGAAAAAAAAAUGCCAAACCAACUUCAUUGAAUUUUUUUUUAUAAACUCAUUAAUUUCAUUAACUGGAAGCGAGAGCAAAGUCCGGAAAUUCAGAAAAUUCAAAAGUGGAAAAAGCACCGCUUUGCACAUACAGAUCAACCCUCUCUCGAAAAAAAAAAUGGAUUACAGAGUUCAUGAAGAACCUUUUUAUAUCAAUAGAAUCGAGUAUAUAAAAACAAGUUAGAGUUAAGACAACUCUAGCGAUCGAAUUCUCGUCUUGAAAUCGAGUUCCUCAUAUGGUUACUUGAUCAUUUGUCUAUUGUUUCACACAAUCAUCGAAGCCAAUAAUUAUUCCGAGUUUGCAGUUGUGGUUGGAAAAUCAAGGAAGAUUACUACGCGAAAUGCGCCAAGGCCGACGAAAUGGCGGCGAAAAAUCUUUCGGUCGUGUCCCGCGACGAUUUGCCCCUAAACGAUCGUUUCAUCCUUGCACAAAGAGUUUUCUCAGAGACAAUUGCCCAUGUUUAUAAUUCAAUAUUCUAGUUGAUGAUCACUUUUGAAGAGCUCUUCUACAAGUACAACGUCAACAGAAUCAUUCCCCUGAGAACCUUGUACGCAGCGUCCAUCUGCAAUAAAGAGUAAGUGGGGCGCGAAAAUCUCCCGUGAUUUGCUCUGAAUAGCACAUCGUCGGCAAUUCGCUUCGGUCUCGAUUUGCUGCAAAUCCAACAACAGUAUCAGGAGGAGAAUGACAUGGCAAUCCUCUACUUGAAAUUCGGAGUGGCGAAGGUAAGAUGAGAAGAUUGAAGAUAUUCACACAAAGAAAAAGCUCCCAUAAUAGAAAAAAAAAUAAAACAGAUCUCUGUUUUAUCGCUUGCAUGAGUCAAACAAAAGCUGAAUAUAUAGGUAUUCGUUUGAGGUAAUGUUAGCCGGUGGAGCGAUCGAAAGCGCUCGAGAGCUUCUGGAGGCGAUUGUCGGACCUUAUACUCGAGUCUUUGGACCGGAAGCGCCGCCCGUGAUCAGUAUCAGAGACAUGCUGAAGCAGACUUCCAACUCUGAAGAUGAGGAUGAAGACGAAGACGAAGACGAAGAAGAGGAGGAGGACGAAGGGACGACCACAGAGGAGGCUCAAGACGAGGGGCAAGAGUCAGAGACUGAACAUGAGGACAACGUCGCGCCAAAGGGAUCCGUCUAA